This is a messenger RNA of Neurospora tetrasperma FGSC 2508, 438 nucleotides long. RefSeq lists its product as uncharacterized. NCBI's taxonomy places the organism in Eukaryota, Fungi, Ascomycota, Sordariomycetes, Sordariales, Sordariaceae. The transcript has a single exon. The record is from RefSeq and is a predicted model, not a curated record. Bases 1 to 438 code for a protein of 145 amino acids.
AUGAAUUCCAUACGAUCUUGUGCAAGUACCGAGAUGAUUGUCGAUGCUGUGCAACCAACACAUCCGAGUUAUCCAACGGUUUCCUUGUGUCUUUUGUUCUUUUCCGAUUUAUCACAGACUGUCCUCUUUUCUGGCAAAUGGCCACCUACCUUAUGCAGUGUGCCCCGAACCACGCAAGCGCCGAGCAGUUGGGUCAUCUGGCAAAGACAAAGAGAGGAGCUUGUGUUCCUUUCAAAGCUCGUGAUAGCCCCAUCCAUCCCCAGGGCAUCAGCCUCCCCAUGGCCCAUGCCCAUGCCCCCCUUUCCCUUGGCAUCACCCGUCCCUGGCGACGCGUGCCUGGAGUUAUUGUUCCGGCCCUCCCAACGGCCAUUCAGUCACUUUGUCUCGGAAGGCAAGAUGGGAAGAUCGAUGGCCGGUGGCAAGUCCUUCAACAACUAA